This is a messenger RNA of Soboliphyme baturini, 1203 nucleotides long. The record is from the annotation of a GenBank genome assembly. NCBI's taxonomy places the organism in Eukaryota, Metazoa, Nematoda, Enoplea, Dioctophymatida, Soboliphymatidae.
AUGGCGAGAUUUAGAGAAUUUAGACAGCAGUUGCAUAUUUUAGAUUCUCUGACGAUGGAAGUUUACGCGAUUCCAAUUUAUGCGAAUUUCACUGUUCGACUUUAUCAGCAAGCUUUACCCGCAGAUACAAGCGGAUUCCUUUCCCCGCUGUCAAUCAUGGUUGCCCUUUCAAUGACAUACCUUGGUUCAGGUGGUGGUACUCAUGAGCAAUUGAGUAGAGUAUUAUACGGAGGUAAAAUGAACGACGAUGCUGUCAAAAAGUACAGCAAAGAUAUGAUGUCUUCGCUCAGAGUUUCAGAGAAUGUUAGCACCCUUUAUUUGGCUAAUAGACUGUACUGCCAACUAGGAUUCAAUAUAUUGGAAGCAUUCGAUGAAGAUCUGAAGAAGUACUUUAACUCGAGUAUCCAGUCGGUAGAUUUUGGAAAGAACGACGAAGCAAGUAUCGAAAUCAACAAAUGGAUAUCCGACGUCACGCAUGGAAGAAUAGACAAUCUAGUCUCCUCUAACUUUUUUAACGCACUAACUAGAUUGGUGAUAGUGAAUGCAGUGUAUUUUAAAGCUAAUUGGCAUUUUAAGUUCAACCCUGAAGAUACAAUUAAGAAAACCUUUUUCGUGUCGCAAUCAAAGCAAAAGCAAGUGGAUAUGAUGCAUCGGCAAGGCCAAUUUUUGUAUCAUGCUGACAAGCAACUGAAGAUUCUGGGAAUGCCUUAUAAAGCUGAAAAUCUAAAAAUGUUCUUCAUCUUGCCAAUUUCCAAAACUGGACUUCCCACAAUCGAAGCGAAACUUACCGGUGUCGAGCUGCUGAACCUAAUUCGAUUCACGAUUAUCAGUGAAGUGAAGGUGGCUAUUCCAAAAUUUAAAGUGAAGAGUUCGUUCAGCCUCAACAGCAUUUUGACAAAGAUGGGAUUGGAUGAAAUGUUCAGCCCGAAAUUGGCAAAUUUUUCAAAGAUCACCGGGAAAGACGACCUUUAUGUUUCAGCUGUUCUUCAUCAAGCUUUCGUUGAGGUAAACGAAGAGGGUAGUGAAGCUGCUGCGGCUACGGCGGUGAUUGCAAUGGUCAGAAGCGCAGUUAUUGUACCUCCAAAACGUUUAGAGUUCAUAGCUGAUCACCCUUUUAUUUUCACAAUUAUGGACACUAAGUCGAUGAAUAUUCUCUUUAUCGGCCGUUUUAUGGGUAAGCUAAUUCGAGAAAAGUUUAAAUGA